This is a messenger RNA of Ornithorhynchus anatinus (platypus), 2239 nucleotides long. It is a transcript of the gene TCTN2, whose product is annotated as tectonic family member 2. Gene Ontology annotation, biological process: smoothened signaling pathway; protein localization to ciliary transition zone; cilium assembly. Lineage: Eukaryota; Metazoa; Chordata; Mammalia; Monotremata; Ornithorhynchidae. The record is from RefSeq and is a predicted model, not a curated record. Bases 107 to 1993 code for a protein of 628 amino acids. The transcript has 18 exons. Gene Ontology annotation, cellular component: MKS complex.
CGCCCGCUGCCCCAGCCCCUCUCUGCCUCUGGCCGCCCUCAUCCUCGUCCUCGUCCUCCCCGGGCCCCUGCGAGGACACCCCGCUUUCAUUCCUUCCUUCAUCUACAUGUCUGGCCCUUCGGUUAGUGCAUCUCUGGUUGGAGGCCCAGCAAUAUCAGCUUUUCCCCUAACCGUGGUGAAGAACAGUUCGGGAAUUUUGCCUAGUUGCGGAUCUCAGAAUAAUGGAACAGACAAAUGGAAUUUGACAGUGACUCCUGGAACGAAAGUGCAGGAAGUGACUGUACAAUUGAAUCAGAAUCUACAAUCUUGUUCCUCCAAAGAGACAGAUUUCUUCACAGAAUUGCCUUGUAUUGUUGAAACACUUCUGGUUUCUGCCUUCUACAGAUCUUCUUGUAUAGCAUACUUACUCAUUCAAGCAGAAAUCCAUGCCAACUCAUCCCUUCUUCAGAAUGUAUCAGAAAGCAUGACUGUGAUUCCUAAUCAGGUUUAUCAGCCCCUUGGCUCAUGUCCUUGUGAUUUGACAGCUGGGGCCUGUGAUGUUCGGUGCUGCUGUGAUCAGGAAUGCACAUCAGACUUAAAGUUAUUCGAACAGUUCUGCAUUACAGGAGUUUUUGGAGGUAAUGUAAAUCCUCCUUUUGACCAGCUGUGUUCAGCUCAAGCCAGAAAUGACGUCCCUGAUUGGUUUCCAUUUUUGUGUGUGCAGUCUUCCCUUGAAAACACACCGUUUCUUGGUUACUUCUAUCACGGUUCUAUUCUCUUCUUCCCCACCACUGAUAUAAAGGACCUUUCCGAUUUUGGUUACAAGCAAGGAGACCCAAUUAUGACUGAAGACAAAGAAUAUUUCACCAUUCCUCAGAUAUCCAUGUUUGGGCAAUGUAUCAAAAAUGCCCCAGUGGCAUUUCUUCAGAAUUUUGAUGUUAAAUGUGUUACUAAUUUGGUUGAAUACAAGGAAGGGCUUAUCAAUGUGAGGAUAAAAAGUGGCACCAUAGGAGAUGCUGUCAUCCCCAAAAUAACUUAUGAAGAAAUAACUGAUUUAAGCAAGUUCAUCACUAGUACAGAAACAUUUCAGAAAUUUGGGUCAUCUGAAAAAAAUGUGAACUUGGAAGAACACUAUAUUUUCAGAUGGAAAAACACUACAAUCAGUGAAAUAAAUGUCAAAGUUGUCUUUGCAAAAGUGAAUGUCGAUCAAAAAGGGUUGUUGACACAAAGAUUUACUGUAAAAUUUUUAAAUUUCAAUGGUGUGAAUGAGCAAGAAUUCUCUGGAAAUCCAGGUUACCAGAUUGGAAAACCUGUUAGAGCACUAAACACCAACAGUGUGGAUAACAUUACUACUUUAAACCUUUGGCAUCCAGCUGCCAGUGGUUUGUGUACAUCAGCAGCUUUUACACCAGUUUUAUUUGGAGAAAAUGCAUUAUCCGGUUGCCAUUUGAAAGUUGGCAUUAAUGAAAAUUGCACUCAGUUUAGGGAGAACGUCACUGAAAUACUUAAUUCAUUAGUUCAAGUAACUCAUGUUGCAAUGAGAGGCAACUCAAAGUACGAAAGACUCAGCGAUGGCUGGUUGGAAAUAAUACAUACACGAUUUACUGAUGCAAAGCCAAGUACUGGAAAUUUGAGUGGCAUCUGCCCAGAUAUUCCUACAGUGCUGAAUAUCCGUGUCCUCUUUGCUGAUGCUGGGGCUGUAGAAGGCAUUCCACAGCAAGAAAUUCUUGGUGUGGAGACCAGAUUUUCAACAGUUACCUGGCGAUAUCAUUGUGAAAUCACCUGUGAAGAUCAAUUCAAAUAUUUUCCUCUUAGUGCAUCAGUUCAGUUUAUCAAAAUACCUGCUCAGACACCUCAGCCACUAACAAGUUUUCAGAUCAAUUUUACAGAAUAUGACUGCAAUCGAAAUGAAGUGUGCUGGCCACAUCUUGCUUACCCACUGACCCAGUAUUAUACAGGAGAGCCUAUUCUCAGUGUAUUGCCAAAAGUUUGCUGUUGGCUUCUUUCUUCAUAGUAGCACAUUUUAAGCAAUCCAUGGAAGAGAAUCUGCAAAACUUGGAAUUCACCUGCUAUCUGACUUUGAAGUAUAUUUUUGCCCAGCUCCUUCAAUGCUUUGCUAAAGUUUCGUGUACAGUUUUGUAGAGUUUUACUAAAUGAAAUGUUUUUAACGGUGUAUACAAUUGUUUUUGAAAUGUAGAAAUGUACAUAUAUGAACGGUGAUGAUCUAUAAUUGCUGUUAUAAAAAAGGAGGUGAACUGUA